CAGACAAACGGACUGAGCAAGCGACAUUUUGGUAUUUUUUUCCGUGUAUUGCCAUGCCAGUCAACAGUAUUCGACUCAGAUCCUAAACGAUCGUAAUUAGCUAGCUUUGUUGUAAUUAGUUAUAGAUUCACAAACAUGUAUAUUUAGCGUGCUUGGAGGUACCACGGAUCGAUAGCGCAGUGCAGUUUACGUGGGCAAUUGUUUCAGUGAUGGCGAUGCCGGAGCAGUUUUCAUUACGAUGGAAUGACUUCCACUCGAACCUGUCUCAGUCGUUCCAUGCGUUGUUGGAAGGAGAAGACUUGGUGGAUGUGACAUUGGCAGCGGGAGGCCAGUACGUGCACGCUCACAAACUCAUCUUGUCAGUAUGCAGUCCCUAUUUCAAGGAAUUAUUCAAGAUGAACCCCUGCGAGCACCCGAUCGUGAUCCUCAAAGACGUGGCGCACCAAGAGCUGAAGCAACUCCUGCAGUUCAUGUACCGCGGCGAGGUGCACGUGCGGCAGCAGGAGCUCAGCGGGUUCCUGCACACUGCCGAGCUGCUGCAGGUCAAGGGGCUCACUCAGGGACGGGAGCGCUCCGAAUCCCCGCCGCCAGUGGAAGAGUGCCCCACGAAGGCCGAGCCCACAGAGGCGCCCGAGUGGGUCCCCGGCGGCGACGACACCAUCGCCACCGAGGCCCCGCCCGCGCCCCGCGACGACGCCCGCAGCCCGCUCAAACGGCUCCUGAAGAACACACCGACCAAGAACAGCCUCUCCGGCACUAAGAAGAAGCCCCGGCCCGUGAUCGAGAGCCCCGUCCCCGUCACCGAGAACAACGAGUGCGCGUCAGACGGCGAGCCCCUAAUAGAUUUCGACAGCGACCUUUACCACAGCGUGCUUGCUAUGCCCGAAUCUGCUAAAGAAUCUGGCUGGAACUGUAAAACGACCGGCGUCAAAUGCCCCUCAUGCCACCGGUUCUUCGCCAACCGGUACAAUCUGAAGGUGCACAUCCGGGACAAGCACGACACGCGCGAGGGCACGCUCCAGUGCGAGAUAUGCAACAAACGCAUGCGCAACCCGAGUUGUCUGCGCGUUCACAUGUACCACCACCGCAAACAGGCUGCGUAUCUCGCGCAACUCCAGCCUGAGAACCACGUACCGAACGUCGAUGACAAGGUGUGGCGCGCCGAGGGACCCUACGGACCAGUAGACUACAAGUUCAAUCCUGACGCGUUUCAGUCCCCGAUGCCGCUGCCGGCCGCAGAGGCGCCCGCCAAACCGGAACCGGACACGGAGACCGCAUGAUGCAGGUGGGACGAGCUGGCCACGCCCGACCAGCUGUACCGCGUCUUCACGCAGCAGAGCCGGUGGGUGCGCAGCGUGUUCACCAUCAGGGGUUAGGGUCCUUUAGGGGGACACAUAGACUAGGAAUCCUCUACACCGAGUUUAGAGCAAUUAUUUCAUGAAACCGAUGCUGCCAAAAAUACGGAGGGACGAUGUGAGCGAGUCCCGUGCCGUGAUUGGUCCGUUCAAAGACACGGACGUCACACAAAGAGACUUUCGACUCGAAAAUGGAGUAAAACUACCGUAUGCGUGGCAGAGGGGGUAGAGCUACUAUGCUCAGUCUGGAGGAUGUCUUGUCUGUGGGGGGACACCACGUAAAAAAACGGUUAAUAACCAUUAGUAUCUUUAGACAGCUGACGCAAGUUCACACCUCAAGGGUAUAGGUUUAUUUGACGCCCCCUCUAGGGGGACAUGACGCGAAAUCUCGUCCGCUUAUGUGGCAGACUGUCCAUUUUUCUUGAAAUAUCUGUUACCAAGCUAUCUCUCCGUGGCAUUUGUAAUGAUAAAGUGUGGUAACGUUAUCAUUAAUGUCAUGUUUAUAUGAAAAUAUGAAGUUUAUAAUGACACUUUAUGAACUGUAGGUGGCAGCACUUGCAUUAAAAGUUAAUGUCGCGAUAAUGUCUGUUUAAAAUUUGCGCCAAGAGGUGGCAGGCCUUUAACUGCGUACGGUUAUCAUAUGAAGCUCUCUAAAAACUUUGUGCCUGCAAAAACACAAUAAUUAAUUAAUGAUUGUAUGUAACAUUUGACAAGGCCCUUAAAACCCUUGGUGUGUGAAACUUGAAACAACAUUCCAUAAAUAUAAGAUUAAUAAUUCUCAAAUUAUUCUCUUAGGUACGAGGUGAAAUUAUUAUUUAUACGUUUUUAUACAUUCCAAAAAAAUCUGAUUUAUCGAAAACAAACAUUCCCUAGCCAUUACAUACUCAGCUUUAUAAAAGAUAACGUAGUACAGUCGCCAUCAGAUAUAUUGGAGCGGUCAAGGCGUUCACAAAUAUCUGAACACGCCUCUAUUGUCAGGGCGUUAGAGUGCGUGUUCAGAUAUUGUGAACAACUUGGCCGCUCCGAUAUAUCUGGUGGCGACUGUACAUCAAAUAUAACGUAGCAUUUAAUUUUAGUUUAUUAUUAUUUAAAAUUAUGUUCGUAUUUUGAGAUCCGGUACGUAUUUUUGAACAAAAAAACUGUUGUAGUACCACUCAACUCCCAAAGACUGACGCGAUCGUGAACAAAUAUAUCGUGCCUAAUAUAACCUAAAACUUAUCCACUUAAUGCAUAAUUGUUUUCCAUCCUAUAUUCUCGGAAACGUUCGUAUUACUCAUACUACUUCAGUCCACCUCAGUACUUAUUGUACCGAGACUGACUGAAAUAGCAUGACACGUUCGUACGUUUCCGUGAAAAUACAAUGGAAAAUAACAACUGUACCGCUAUUGCUUUCGUACAAAGAUUUAUUGGUUGUAUAGGAUGUGUAAAGUUAUGGCCAAAAAUAGACUGUUGAAGAAGCUUGUGGUAUAGGUGUGGGUGCAAACAGCAACACCCUAACUGUCCAUGGGUGGACCUUAUGCCUUUUGUAAUAAGGUUUACGAACCGUCAGUUAACUGUGUGAGAGUUGAAGCCACGCACUCAACAACAUAUCAUGUAAGGGUGAGAUUACAUUAAAUGCGGCACAAGCAUUUUCGGUAUGCUGCGCAGACUGGUGGAAUCCCGCCUUUAUGACAGGCAGUUUUUGAAAUUAGUAUUCUGUUUUUUACCGAUAGCAAGUUGAACUGCCAACUGCAAUAUUAAGCAGAAAGUUUGUUCAAGGUUUUUUUCUAUUAUUUUUAGCUUAACCCUUUUUCCAGGCCGCACCAAACUACAAGGUUUUUUCCAAAAAAUGCGAAUAUAUUAAAAUUUAUGCAACUAUGAUGAUUAAUUUAAUGAUAAGUAACUUUUCCCGAAAGACCAAUCGAAUAUGAACCUUAAAUCGGAUUACUAAGGUUGAAAUUCUAUUGGCGAGUAUGUGGUCGCUAGGUGCACUAUGCCUGGAAAAGCCUAAUAUCGUGCGAUCAAAGUCACAUGCACUCAUUCAAUACUGUUUUCGUUAUUAGUACUCUGUGUAGAUGUGUGAAUAAUCAAUGAUUACUAAUUACUCACCUUAACAUUCCUGGCGAUAUAACUAUACCUGAAUUUAUUGUCAAACGUAAACUUUUAACAACCAGAGUUGACGCAUAACUAGGCGUGGCUCACUCCGCGGUUUCGUCGCUUUGCUACAGGUAGCUAAAAGUACAUCCGUUCCACACUAAUUUUGGUGGCUUUCCAUAAGCCGCGCGUGGCGCUGUCGCCACCUAGCGGCCAUAUCUGUCCUGAUUGUAACAGACGCGUUUUGUUAGAGAGUGAGUCUUCUGUACCUAGUACUAUUAUUUAUUCUGUGGCAUAACGUACGGAGGAGUACAGCGACAUCUACACUAGCAGUCAAAUUCGAAAGACUUUACACAUCUCAUACAAUCAAUAAUUUUUUGCUGUAUAUGUAUUAUGUAUGUAUAUAAAUAGUUCGAUACUAGUUUUGGGGAUUCAGAUUUAGGUAAGUUUAGAGAAAUAUUAACCUUUUGAACGCCAAGAACACCCAAAGGUGUCGUUACUGGUGCCCACCGCGCCAAGGACCACUAAGUGUUAUGGCGGACGCUGUCAAAGUAACCUCCCACUUACGAGUAGGGUUUACAUUAGCUCGCUUGUGUCCAGGAUCUUGGCGUUUGAGCGAUCUUUGUGGUUAUGACAUUAAGCGUUCAAAGGGUUAAAUAUGCAUUCAAUAACCCACACCACAUAGUGAAUAUAUCAUAGUACAUUUUUAUGAUUGCUAGGCACGGUAUGUAUUAUGUUUCGAAAAAGCGCAGGGUGGUCGUAAGUACUUAUUGUAUGUUACCAAAAUAUUUUUUGAUACGUUAGUUUUGUAUAUGCAACGAAAAUACUGAUCGUGAAAGGUUAUGAUCAAACGCCUUUAAGAGUACAAAAAUCGGUAAAUUAAAGUCUAAUUUGAUUGGUAAAUACAUUGAAGGAUUAAUUUCUAUUUACAGAUUUACCCCCUUAUUCAUAAACGUUUACUAAAGUUAACAAGCCGAUAAUAAUCGUUUGUCUCUUUCCGACGUAAUGGUAUGAUGGAAAGGGACAAACGAUUAUUAUCGGCUUGUCAACUUCAGUAAACGUUUAUGAAUAAGGGGGUUAGUGCAUAACUAUUUUCCAUCGUAUUUUCACGGUAACGUACGAACGUUAUUUCAGUCAGUCUCUUUGCAAAAAGUACUGACGUUGACUGAAGUAGCAUGACAAAUACGAACGUUUCCGAGAAAAUACGAUGGAAAACCGUGAAUUAAUAUUUAAACCAUCGUCAACGUUCUAAAGCAGUUGGAGCCUAAUCAAAACUGGUUGCUAAUUUAUUUUCCUAGUCCUAAACAAUUAUUAUUAAGUUGAACACCCUGCGCGUCACACAACGAAUUAGAAGCGUAAUUAAUAGUUUCGGUUUAAUUACAUAUAUGACAGACAGCUCGCUAAAGGUGAUAUUCUAUCUUUUAAAUAUCUUUGUCCAAUGUGUAUUGCGUCUCACAUUUUACUUUAAUGAGAGAGUGGGACGCAAUGGCAUUGGAGAAAGAAAUUGGACAGGUGGAAUACCACCCUAAGACAAAAUUGUGACUUGAUGGCAAGCAGAUUUCUCACGCACACAGUUUUACCCAAUCACCGCUCGCUCUCGAUUUGUGAAUGUGUGCGUGCUGCGUGUAAACAAGGGGAAAUAGGCGUUGUAAAAUCACAGGCUUUUCUUAGGUUCGCUACCUCUGAAUGUAUAUCAAAUUUGUGGGUUUAUUGCGUUUUGCAGCUGGAAAAAGCGGUGCCGUGACUAAUUCUUUUUAACCUUUUGACCGCAUCGUCUAACUUAAAGAAUAAAAAACACGAGUUAUUGAUUUUGACGAAAUAAAAAAUAACGUUGAUUUUGAUUAAUACUGCUUAAUUUUAAUAUGAUUAUUCUCGCUUACUUCGAUUUAACAAUGGAAAUAAAGAUACUCAGGUGCAAUUUUUUUUCAUAAUUAAUUAUGGUGCUGCAUUUAUGUACGAUUUUUUAAAAGAAUGGUCACGGAUUUUAUUUAUCUAAGUACAAGUUUUUUUAUUUAUUAGGCAGCUAGGUUGAUUUAGAUUAGAAAUUAGAAGUUGCCAUUCGUUGACAUGUACAAACUUGAUCCCGAAAAUAUUCAACAAAAAUUCAUUUAACCUAACAGUACAAAUAACGAUAUGUGUAUAUUAUUCAUUUAUGAAAAAUAUGCUUUACGUAGUAUUUAAGUUUAUAAUAUUAGGGUUAUUGAUUUUUUUUAAACUUUUUAAAUACGUAAAAAUGUACACAUUUUCUAUAUAUUUUACAAAAAUUAAAUCUUAAGUAUCAAUACCUCAAUAAUUGCUGAGUUUCAUUUGGUUUAGUACAAAAAUUCAUACCGCUUUAGGCGUGACCGCCGCCGAUAUACUUGUACAUAUAACAAUGUGGGGAGAAUCAAGGGUUAAAUAUGAAAUUAUUCGAGAUUGGUUCGCUCUCGUUCAAUGUUGGCAUGUAUAGUAUUAACAUCAGUGUAAGUUUUAAGAAAUGUAAUCUAGUAAAGCUUUAAAGUUAGAUUCCCAUCGUAUGGUCUCUAGUUUAGUUAGAUAUAGACUAGAUUAGGCAGGUGAGCUCAUGACGGACAAAGAGAGAUAUUAAAUAUAUAUAUAAUAAAUGCUUGGUUGUCGGCCAUUCACUUUAUAUGACGCGGUAAAUAGGUUAUCAAAAUAAAAUGAAAAUAAUUCAUUGUUCGUAAAUUUUAACCUUUACCACACAUUAACAAAUAUAUUGGUUAAAAGUUAAAUUUUUUGGCCGAUAAUUGACCAUUAAUUCACUUUCAAAUUAUCAAUAUCCGUGUAAUAUUUUGUAUCUUGGUGUUUUGGUAAACAAUUUAAUGUGAAUGUCGUGUAUUAUAUUACAUUAUCGAACAUGGGUGGAUCAAGUCUUUCUGUUGUUAUUCUAUCCAAUCAGUCAGGCGACAAUAGUAGCAUAGUUUGUUAGAAUAAAUGUAUAAUAUACUACGUUCGAAUAUGCUUAAACGACCAAGAAAAGACUUAUUUUAAAUACCAUUAAACUGGUUUAAUGGUAGGGUUUUAAGAGUGACCCAGGCGACCGUAACCAUGACAACGUGUAACAAUAAAAAGUUGAUUCACUCACAUUCUGUCUUGGAAAUAAUUAUACUUAUCAUUUUAAUGAAUCCAUACAACUAUUAAAAAUAAACUUUAUGCUAUUCUUCCUUUAUACUCUAACUAUUUGCAUCUAGAUCUCUUUUCAAGUAAAAUAAGUAUUUUGAUCACUUUAAUUGAAUUUCUUUAUAGAAUGUUUACGUCAAACAAUCAUGUGGUUCACAUUACAUAUUUAUAUUAAAUUGUUUUUAAUACAUGCAAGUAAACGAUGUAAUUUUAGUGUAAGGUUGUUCUUUCCACCAUAAAAAGACUAGCCUCAAGGCAUAAUGUAUAGUUCGACAUAUUCAGUUAUGUCCAGAAAAGUAGAAGUUGUUUAGCAUAGAAGUAUAAGGCUCUGUGAGAGCCGCAUUAUUAUCUUAUGAAGUAUAACACAAUAGAUCAAAUAGCUGGUGUAAAUCACACUAUUUUAUCUACUAAAACUGUACGUAGGAGUCAGUUGGAAACAUGUUGCACUAUAUGCGAACAUUUGAGAUUUUCAAUACAAGUCCACAUAUCUCACCAUAGUUUAAGUCAAGAGUUCGGUUAAGUUAUGUAUAUUUUGGACAGCGAUAAAGUUAAAAAAAAAACGUCCGUAUUCAAUAAAAGGUUUGGGUAUUUCUAACCGUAUUUAUAAGGGGUUAUUGAAACUAACAAUAAAAAAAACUUAAGAUUUAUUGUUUCCGUCAAGUUGACAACAGUUAACUUUAGUCAUAGCGAAAAAAAAGUCGUCUACGUAAUAACAUUUGACAAUCUAUUGAAUGGAAUUAUAUUUUUGAUGUGUUACUUAGACGACUUUUCAUUUCUCUAUUAAUUAGUUAAGCGUGCAUAAUCAACCUGAUAUAGUUAAGAUAUUUAUAGAUAACGUAAGUAGUCACCGACAUUCCAUUUUGGUAGCUGUGUAGUUAUUAACAAGUUUAUUUACCAAAUUGUUUUAUACCAAUGCUCGUACCUUUAGCGGUUAUCUAAGGGGGCGUGAAGCCUCCGAUCAUAAGAAUGUGCGUGGCUGCUAGUUUUUUAACCUUUUGACCACCGACAAUCACAAGCGUAAUAAUAAACAAUGUUCAUAAUUCAAUUAAAUACUAUAGCUACAAUUCUGAUAAGACAUUAUUUUCAAGGUAAUAUCUAUAGUUAAGUGCAAUAGUGGUUAAAAUGUUGGUGUCAAAUAGGUUAAAAACAGUGCAAACAAUACUCAUAUUGUGGCCAAACAGACGAGACUGCCCUGAUGAGUGAUUUUUUAUAUAUAUAUUUUGGAUCCAGGGCUGUCCUCGUCUUAAUCACGUGUUGUAUUUUUUAUACAUUCCAUAUUAUAAGUAAUUUGUGCUCAAGUACGAAACGUAAUUUAAGUUUAAAUAAUCUGAAUUAUUCCAUGACAAUUUUAGGAUAUUUUAGUAGUAGAUUGUAGUAGCGUCCCUGUCUCGUUUUUUAUUCUUCAUCUUAUGCUGGACAAGAGAAAACACCACAGAGAAUAGAUACAGUUGGAAAAAUGGAGUAAUGGAGAAUAGUUGGUUCGUAUCUGUUUUGUAUCACAGGAACAUACUCGUAUAUAUUUAUUUUACAAAAUCCUUGUAAUGUUUAGUGAAAUUCGGUGUUAAGUCAAAAUAUGGUUUUGUUGUCUUGUCUAGCAUAUUUGACAUAUUCGGGCUCUCUAUCAACUCGUCAAAUCACGCCAUAUAUUUAUAUUCAGAUAAGUGUAUAAUAUACCUACACUUGAUGUGUCUUCUUAUAUAUUAUAUACCUACAUAUUAAUAUAUAAGUACGUUUAUCGAAUGAAAUUUGAACAUUUUAAAAUGUAACUGGCCAGUAUUGAACAUGUAUUGAGGUGCAGAAGAGAUAGAAUCUCAACGUAACUAAAGGCUGGUAUACAUUGUAAACGAAGUUGUGAUACAGUUUCGAAUGUUGUGAUUAAAAAGGUAGGUUUUGAACAUUAUAGGAGUAUACAGAACGCGUUAUUCGCACCCGUUAUUUAAUGUUAACGCUUCUUUGUAACCUAAAAAGGUUAAAAAGGCAAGAUGGCGGCUAAAAUGUGAAAAAAGUAUAAAAGUACGAAUUAUAGUAAUAACUUUGACAGGGUGUUAAGCAUUUAAUCUUUGAAUAGAAAAGCGGUUGUGAUCUAUGUAUGGGGCACUGAUUAAAGGAAAAGCUUUUAACAUUUUCAUAACGAUAAAUUGGAACAAAAUUAAAGAAGGGCCCACUGAGAGUUGGUCUUAAAAUAGGUAAUUUUUUGUAGUCAGUGCAAAGAACCAUAAUCUCAUGUUAACUAAAAUAAAACAAGGGGUAUUUAAGAAACAGUUUCUGCAAAUUGCGCUGACGCUUACCGCACUUAACACAAUCAAGUUUCAUUCGAGAUUUUGCGUAUAAUAUUUGUUAGUAAAUUUGUAUUUGAUGUUGUACAUCGAUGUUUUUACCGCGAAUGCUCUCUAAAUCUUAAUAAACAAUAAUAUAUUAUAGAUAAUCGAUCAGGUACUCAUAGAACUCAAAAAUAAUAUCGAAUGUACUGUCGCACACUGUUAACUAUCAACUUGUAGACCUUAUUGUAAACACAUAGGGUACACAAAUGUUCAGUUAAGAAUUUUGCGUAUAGUAAGUGGUACAGUCAGCAUCAACCUCUGCGUCGCCACGUUGACGAAGUAAUAAACGUCAAGCCACAAAUUGGUAGUGGGUCAGACUGCGCGUCAAAAGGAUCUAUGUACCACUUUCUAAUAACUUUAGAAAAAAGAGAUAUGUUUCUAUAUGUAUACAUAUAUAACACAUAUAACAGAUACUUUUGAAUGCGAACUGUAGAGAUAUAUAUCUUUUCGGAAAAGUGAUCCAGGGUGGCGGAUACAUUUGGCGCGUUGUUUCAUCAGCUACUAUUUAUGCUGACUGUACUAACCGCGUUCUCGUUCGGCCGCAACCUGGCGCAUGUAAUGCUUUCUUCAAUACUUUAGUUAUACUACUGUAACGGACUAUUGUCUACUGUGAAUGAUAUCGUUAUAUUAAGAAUACUCGUUUUAAACGAUUUUGUGAAAAAGAACAAGUUUGGGUUCGAAUGAUAAUCUUCUACAACACUUUUUCUAAUACUGUCUCUAUUUUAUCUUAAUAUAGGUACCUUAUUUACUCUCUGUUUGUGAUUGAAAAGAUAGAUUCUAUGAACUUCGUAAUUCAUAAUAUUAGAUAUUUUAUACCAUACUGAUACUAAAUCACUAAAUCUUGUGAAAGUAUGAACCAAACUUGUUCACGAUGAAGUAAAAUUCACAAUUAUACCUAUAUGUCAAUUUAGUAUUUGAAUGUCUAUUUAUGUCUUUUAGAUCAACAACAUUUGUAUGAGUGUCUGUAAUCAUUUUCAAUCAUGAAGUGAUCGUUAAUUUAUAUAUUUUUUUAAUAAUUUUUGUUUCACAUAGUGCGUUCAAAUGUUUAUGCUAAAAAUUAUUAAACAUUCAGUUUUGUAACUUUUCGAUGUUAUAAUCAAUAUUUUUGCAAGUCUGUUAUGACUGAAUGUAAUUUAGUAUUAUUUAAAGUCUGAGCUAUUUAAAGCAUCGUCAAUUCGAAAUAAUGACGUAUUUUAAACGACAUUCUAUUCACUAACAUAUGUACCUAUACAUAGCGUUUCAAUGCACUUUUUUUGAACUGAUACGUAAUAACAGAGAUUUUUUGGUAAAUAUAUUAAACGAUAUAUGAAAUAUACAGAAACGGUGCUCAAUUUUACUCUUUGAAUCAAUUAAAAAAACAUUCAUAAAAUUAUGAACAAAAAAAUCACGCAAGAUUUACGUAAUUUUAACCUAAUAAAAGACGAAAGUGUAAAAAAGGUUCAAAUUAUGUGAAAAAUGUACAUGUUUAACCUGACCACAAGUUUUCAUUCGAUUUUAGGUUAAAGUAUUCUCAAUGAAUCUCUAUCCCACUUAAACGGUGUCAUUUUUUGUCUUUUAUGUAUAUAUUUGUCUUGUAUCUAGUUGGAACUCAGUCUUUGUGUACUCAAUAAUUUUUUUAUAUUUUUAUAUGUUAGUCUUAACGUAAUAAAUUAUAAUUUUGUAAGAA
Cydia fagiglandana is the source of this 10535-nucleotide messenger RNA. RefSeq names its product protein bric-a-brac 2-like. Gene Ontology annotation, molecular function: protein binding. The transcript has 9 exons. Bases 210 to 1280 code for a protein of 356 amino acids. The record is from RefSeq and is a predicted model, not a curated record. NCBI's taxonomy places the organism in Eukaryota, Metazoa, Arthropoda, Insecta, Lepidoptera, Tortricidae. Gene Ontology annotation, biological process: regulation of transcription by RNA polymerase II. Gene Ontology annotation, cellular component: nucleus.